GCCCCGCCCCCGGACGCUGCGCGGCGGAGUGAGGAAGUGCACGCCGGCGGGACGCGGGGACCCAGUGGGAAGCCCUGGCCGCACCCUCUGCCCCUGGGAAAGCCGGCACACCCAGCGUCCCCGUGAGUCACCGUCACCGUCCGUAGGAGGCGGGAGGUGACACGCCAGUGACUCGCGGUGACCUCGGCUACAGGGAGCCACCAUGGUGCUCCGCGGCCUGGAGAAGAUGGUCCAGCUGCAGAAGAACCCCGCCAACAUCAGGAACAUCUGCGUGCUGGCCCACGUGGACCACGGAAAGACAACAUUGGCCGACUGCCUCAUAUCCAGCAACGGCAUCAUCUCCAGUCGCCUGGCCGGCAAGAUGCGGUACCUGGACAGCCGGGAGGAUGAGCAGGUGCGGGGCAUCACCAUGAAGUCCAGCGCCAUCUCACUGCACUACGCCAACGGGGACCAGGAGUACCUCAUCAACCUCAUCGACUCCCCGGGCCACGUGGACUUCUCCUCUGAGGUGUCGACUGCUGUGCGCAUCUGUGACGGCUGCAUUAUCGUGGUGGACGCUGUGGAGGGCGUGUGUCCACAGACUCAGGCGGUCCUGAGACAGGCCUGGCUUGAGAACAUCCGCCCUGUCCUGGUGAUCAAUAAGAUAGACCGUCUGAUUGUGGAGCUGAAGUUCACCCCGCAAGAGGCUUACGCCCACCUCAAGAACAUUCUGGAGCAGAUGAAUGCACUCACGGGAACUCUGUUUACUUCUAAAGUCCUAGAAGAGCGAGCGGACAGAGUGGGCGAGCCCAGAGGCCCGGCUGCAGAGCCCGGGGAGCAGCUGUACGACUGGAGCUCGGGCCUGGAGGACACGGACGACUCGCACCUCUACUUCUCCCCCGACCAGGGCAAUGUGGUGUUCACCAGCGCUGUCGACGGCUGGGGCUUCGGGAUCGAGCACUUCGCCAGCAUCUACAGCCAGAAGAUUGGCAUUCGGAAGGACGUCUUGCUGAGAACCUUGUGGGGGGAUUACUACAUCAACGUGAAGGCCAAGAAGGUCAUGAAGGCCGACCAGGCAAAGGGGAAGAAGCCCUUGUUCGUGCAGCUGAUUCUGGAGAACAUAUGGAGUCUGUAUGAGGCUGUCCUCAAGAGGGACAAGGAGAAGAUCGACAGGAUAGUGACGUCCCUGGGGCUGAGUAUCAGUGCGCGCGAGGCCCGGCACUCGGACCCCAAGGUGCAACUCAGCGCCAUCUGCAGCCAGUGGCUGCCCGUCUCACAGGCUGUGCUCGCCAUGGUGUGCCAGAAGCUGCCCAGCCCCCUGGAGAUGACCCCCGAGCGCGUGGAGAAACUCCUGUGCACAGGCCCCCAGACGUUUGACUCUCUGCCCCUGGAGACGCAGGCGCUGAAAGCAGCCUUCAUGAAGUGCGGGAGUGAAGACGCAGCCCCGGUCAUUAUCUUUGUCUCCAAGAUGUUUGCCAUUGACGCCAAGGCUCUACCUGAGAAUAAGCCCAGACCCCUCACGCAGGAAGAGAUGGCGGAGCGGCGAGAGCGUGCCCGGCAGCGCCACGCAGAGAAGCUGGCUGCCACGCAGGGGCAGGCCCCCUCGGACCCUCCCCAGGAGGGUGGUGCCCCCGGAACCAGUCCCCCAGCGGCGGCAGAGCCCGAAGGUGACCAGCGGCCGCUAGAGAGCGCGGCCCCCAGGCCUCCUCAGGAUGGGGACAGAGCGGAGUCUUUCAUCGCCUUCGCCCGAGUCUUCAGCGGCGUGGCUCGGAGAGGGAAGAAGAUCUUUGUCCUGGGCCCCAAGUACAGCCCUGCUGAGUUUCUGGAACAGGUGCCACAUGGCUUCUCAGCGGCGCUGAACGAGUUGCCCCCGGUGCCCCACCUGGCCUGCGGCACCCUGGAGCGCCUAUACCUGCUGAUGGGCCGGGAGUUGGAGGAGCUGGAGGAGGUGCCACCCGGGAACGUGCUCGGGAUCGGGGGCCUGCAGGACCUGGUGCUGAAGUCGGCCACCCUGUGCAGCUCACCCAGCUGCCCACCCUUCGUGCCCCUCAGCUUCGAGGCCACGCCCAUCGUGAGGGUGGCUGUGGAGCCCACGCACCCGAGCGAGAUGCCCCAGCUUGUCAGAGGCAUGAAGCUGCUGAACCAGGCUGACCCCUGCGUGCAGGUGCUGAUCCAGGAGACGGGCGAGCACGUGCUGGUCACUGCCGGGGAGGUCCACCUGCAGCGCUGCCUGGACGACCUGAGAGAGAGGUUUGCCAAGAUUCAGAUCAGCGUGUCCGAGCCCAUCAUCCCCUUCCGAGAGACCAUCACGAAGCCCCCCAGAGUGGACAUGGUCAACGAGGAGAUCGGCCGGCAGCAGAAAGUCGCCGUCAUCCACCAGACCAGGGAGGACCAGAGCCGGCUGCCCGAGGGCGUGCAGGUAGAUGCUGACGGGCUGGUCACCGUGAGCACACCCAACAGGCUGGCCACACUGGGCGUGCGGGCCCUGCCCCUGCCCGAGGAGGUCACUCGGCUUCUGGAGGCUCACGGCGACCUGAUCCGCCGCAUGGAGACCUGGACGUCCUCACUGUGUGAGGGCCGGGUCACUGGCGAGCUCCCCCAGAAGGUCCAGGAGCAGAUCCGGGAGUUCAGGGGCCAGCUGGAGCGACACCUGACCGGGCACAGGUGGCGGGACACCGUGGACCACAUCUGCUCCUUCGGGCCCCGCAAGUGCGGCCCCAACAUCCUGGUCAGCAGAAGCCACGCUUUCCAGGGCUCCGUGUGGCCGGAGGCGGCCCGAGAUGCCGGCCGCUUCCGGGACCUGGGCAACAGUCUGGUGAGCGGCUUCCAGCUGGCCACGCUGGCCGGCCCCAUGUGCGAAGAGCCGCUCAUGGGCGUCUGCUUCGUGCUGGAGAAGUGGGACCUGGCGGCCCCCGAGGCCCCAGCUGGAGAGCGAGAGAGGGAAGGCCAGGCCGGGGCUGGCGAGGGGGACCCAGACCCCGAGGCCAGCGGCGCCGGGCCCUGUGAGAAACAGUCGUUCCUGCGAGGAGAUGCCGCCCCCGCCGACUGCUACGGGCCCUUGUCUGGCCAGCUGAUCGCCACCAUGAAGGAGGCCUGCCGCUACGCCCUGCAGGUGAAGCCGCAGCGUCUGAUGGCCGCCAUGUACACCUGCGAUAUCAUGGCCACCAGCGACGUGCUGGGGCGGGUGUACGCCGUGCUGUCCAGGAGGGAAGGCCGAGUGCUGCAGGAGGAGAUGAGGGAGGGCACCGACGUGUUCACCAUCAAGGCCGUGCUGCCCGUGGCCGAGAGCUUCGGCUUCGCAGAUGAGAUCCGCAAGCGUACUAGCGGCCUGGCCAGCCCACAGCUGGUGUUCAGCCACUGGGAGGUCAUCCCCAGCGACCCCUUCUGGGUGCCAACCACAGAGGAGGAAUACCUGCACUUCGGGGAGAAGGCCGACUCCGAGAACCAGGCCCGCAAGUACAUGAACGCUGUGCGCAGGCGCAAGGGGCUGGCAGUGGAGGAGAAGCUGGUGGAGCACGCCGAGAAGCAGCGCACGCUGGGCAGGAACAAGUAGCCUCCCACACCUGCCC
This is a messenger RNA of Erinaceus europaeus (western European hedgehog), 3548 nucleotides long. It is a transcript of the gene EFL1, whose product is annotated as elongation factor like GTPase 1. The record is from RefSeq and is a predicted model, not a curated record. Gene Ontology annotation, molecular function: GTP binding; ribosome binding; GTPase activity. Lineage: Eukaryota; Metazoa; Chordata; Mammalia; Eulipotyphla; Erinaceidae. The transcript is spliced from 20 exons. Gene Ontology annotation, biological process: cytosolic ribosome assembly. The coding region runs from base 203 to 3532 and encodes 1109 amino acids. Gene Ontology annotation, cellular component: cytosol; ribonucleoprotein complex.